This is a messenger RNA of Styela clava, 3648 nucleotides long. Its product is annotated as intraflagellar transport protein 43 homolog. NCBI's taxonomy places the organism in Eukaryota, Metazoa, Chordata, Ascidiacea, Stolidobranchia, Styelidae. Gene Ontology annotation, cellular component: intraciliary transport particle A; cilium. The record is from RefSeq and is a predicted model, not a curated record. Gene Ontology annotation, biological process: intraciliary retrograde transport.
UUGUAUUUCUGAACAGACUAUAUACUUUAAAAUAUUAAGAUGGAUUUUGAUUUCGGCAUCGGAAAAAAAAGUCAAGCAAAAACUGGGCGUAGAGCGAAGUCGACUAAAUCUAAUGCAUCACUGAACACAAAUGAAAAAGAAAGUGUAGUUCCGAAAGAAACCGCUCCAAAAUCUCAACUCAAAGAAAUUGGGGCAGAUUCUCCUCCCCGGCCGUCAAGACGAAUGGCGGGCUGGGGGGAUGCCGAUAAUAAACGUGACCGCAACAAGGGGGUAGAGGAUUCUAGAUUGUUAGUAACAGGGGAUUCCCCUAGAACACGAAUUCACUCCUCAGACGAAGAAGGCGAUGAUCUCCAAGUAAUACCUGAUUUGGACGAUGUUCAGAAUGAAGAUAUCGCACAACAAAUGGCUGCCCCACCUUCAGUUGCGAUGAAUCAAGUCGCUACGUAUCGUGAACUUGACAGUGACCUUCAACGACAUUCGACCUUCACACUUCUAGACAAUGAAAUCGAUCUCAAACUUCUUGCGAAACACAUGACAACUGGCAUCGACGAACCAGACGAGACAUGGGAUUGGGAUAUAUUAUUCGCACAAAUAUCAGGAGCCUUAAGGCAGAAAAAUAAUUCCUCAACAACGGCGACUAAUGAUAAACUGAUUUAAUGCUUAGUCAUGGUUGGUGAUUUGUUUGCUGAGUUACUUUGAAACGUGCUUAGUCAUCUUCAGUAAUAAAAAUAGUGUUGAAUGUAUUUUUACUUAAAGAGCAGUGGUUUUCAAUCCAUAUCUCUCUCACUUAUUUUGCAAAUUAUAUUAAAGUGGACUUCACUUCACAUUUUUUUUUCUCUUUGUUAAAUGCCUAUAAUGGCACACUUUUUAUUGAUUAAACGGGUUAAAAAUUACGGGUUCCUGAUUUCUUGACCUUCAUGUGUGGAAACUCUGAUUCCGAAGCAUAUAAAACACUUUAUAAAGAUACGUCAAAUAUUUUUUAAGGAAUUCCACUCUCAGUUAUAUUUACGGAAUAGAAUUGUAUCAGUUCCCCACGAGCCUUGGCCUAUGACGUUGGGGUUUGAGAAAUUUCAUUUUUUUUCGCUUUGGGAGUUUUUAAUUCGUUGUGUAAAUGGAAACACUGAAUUUUUGUUGAGCCCAGAUUAGAACUUAGAUCUGAAGCCCGGGUCGGGCCUGUCAAUCAUUACGUUCGGGUCGGGCUUCUCUACCGCUGGCUUUUUUUUAAAUGAGGAGUUUUGGCCACGAGAGAUCGUGGUCUGUAAAAAACCUCAUCAACACGACACAUACUGUUCUAAAUGAACUCUUGCAAUGACAAUUCAAAGAACUCCUAAAAAUGAAUUUUUUGGCUCGGGGCUGCAAAUUUAGUCACCGUAAUUAGUCGGGGUCGGGUGGGUUUAAUACCCACGGGCCUGGGUCUGGUCAGGCUGGAAUUUUGGGACCCGAUCUUACCUCUAGUCCAGCUAGAUGUCUGAAAUUAGUUAUAUUGCCCGCCAAAAAAAUUUUGCACAAUUUUUUUCCGGUCUAUAUAAACUGGUGAAAGAACGAGAAGCCAUGGAAAAGGAUGGCUCAUCAACUUUCCUCCCCCACAGUAUUAAAAUGAAAAUCCUAUCCUCACCUCCAAUCUAAACAGAAAAUAUCAGUGGUUCCCGACCUUUUAUGGCUUGUGGCCCUUUUUCGAAAGCUUUUAGAACUUAUGGCUCCUGCUUAUCAUCCCAGUGGUAUUUAUAGUGUUAUUAUGAUUGGUAGAUUCCAAAUCCCAUUGUGUUCAAGCAAUUCAAACACAAAAAGCGAAAAAAAACCUGUGAAAUAAAAUAACCUUUUCAAGCAAUGAAACUGGGAGUUUUCUUGUAAAGUGAAAAGCAAAAUCAGUUUUGCGCCCAACAUCAUGGCCCCCCUCCGACUGCUCCGUGGCCCCCUUGGGGACCGAGGGCCCACUGUUGGGAACCGCUGGUCUAUAUUAUCAUUUAUAUAUUAUUUAAACAUAGGUAAAUACUUAUUUUUGCCACAAUUCUUAAACUUGUUGCUCCUAAAGAUUAUUUGUUUUGCCAGUAUUAGGUUUGCAUUAUAUAAAUUCAUAGUUUAUACAAUUCAGACAAUAAAAGACAAUUGAACUAUUGCACAAGGGUUCCUGGGCCCUCUGGAAUGUUUCAUUGGGGUUCUGCUACAAGAAUAAUGUUGAAAACCCCUGUUCUAAAGGGUUCUGUAGCAAUAAUGUAAUAGUCAGCCAAGGAAAAGAAAUAAAACGGGUUCCUCCAGCCUCCGGAAUGUUUCAUUGGGUUCUGCUCUUACCAAAAAGGAUGACAACCACUGUUCUAACGGCGAUCCGGAAGAAUGUGUACCAAGAUGAUGCACAACCUGAAAACCCUAACCUGGUACACAUACUAUGUUGAGGUUGUGCGCCAACUUAGUGCACAUACUUCGGGAUCUCGUUCCAACUUCUAAUUAAGCCCUGAAAGUUUUUCUUUUUGUAGCCAUAUCUAUAAAUUCUUAUAUGUUACACUUAUACUGUCUUAGCUGCUUACAUAAUGUACCUAGUAAAUUAGAUAUUUGUCACGACUAUGUUUUAUGUUUAAAUGAAUUUUUUUUUUUUAGAGGGGGUGGGGGAGAGAUGUGUUAACUUAUUCUUGUAGCACCUUGCUCGUUUGCUAUUUCAGGUCUUGGAAAAGUCUGCCAUUUCACCAUUUUAUUCUGUUUUCUAACCAGAGAGGAGAUCUCCCACAGUGAUUGCGACUAGCGUAAUAUUCUACCUAAAGAUCAAUUAAUGAUUAAAUAAAUAAAGCAACUUUUAUGCUUAGUUAGGGAGGAAUGAAGUGUUAAAAAAUUGACGAAGGGAAGACUAUAACAAAAAGGUUGGGGGCCACUGAUUUUAUUAACCACUGAUUUAAUUUUCUCAAUAGUAACAUAGACGUUCAUGCAACACUGAGGGGCGCUCCCAUAGUAUGUGCACCAAGAUGUCGUACAACCUGAACCCUAACCUGUACACAUACUGUGUUCAGGUUGUGCGUCAUCUUGGUGCACAUACGUCUGGAGCUCCCACUGAGGACUACAUUCUACCUGGCAAGCAUGUCUCCAGCAACAAUCGCAAAAUGCCAAUGUCGAGCACAAGCUAUUUUUCGAGUUUCAAUUUUCCUCUCCAUUUAUCGGUGCUACCAAAGUAUGUGAACCAAGAUGGUGGACACCGGAACGUAGUAUGUGUACCCGGUUAGAGUUAGGCCAGCAUUUUAUUCCAAUUUUUCUAAUUUUAGUUCUAUUACGAGUUCAGGGACUAGCCAAGUCACUCCUGUAGUAUUUGUACCUGAAAUUAUGGUCUAAGCUGGUACACAUACUACAUUCUGGUGUCUGCCAUCUUGGUUCACAUACUUCGGGGGUAUCCAUUUAUCAUAUAAUUUGUGAUAGAAGUUUUAUAUUUACCAUGGAUAAAGGAAAACUGAUAGGAUGGUUCAAUCUUGUGACGAACCGAGCUUUCUCUCGUUAGAUAUCAGUUAUGUUGGCUGUGGGAAUAGUUAAUCAGUUUCGGGUUUUAUAAACUUAUUCAAAUGUUUUUUUUUUAAUUGUUUGCAUGAGCUGAACAACUUUAAUUAUUGCACAUUCAUAUGGAAAUAGAUCACUGUUAUAUUUUCACAAAAUAAAACUUGCAAUAGAAAGAUA